AGCAUACAGUUAGACAAUACAGAAAAGGAAAUAUGGAAAUAAUGGAGGAAAGCCAACAACAAUGUGAGCAAAUAGUACAGCACAGAGAUCAACAACUUCAUCAACAAGAGCAACAAUUCCAUCAGCAAAGGCUAAACACAAGACAACAAUUUAGUGAUGAACUAGAAGACAAUGACUCCCCCAUAGACCAACAGUAUGGACAAUUAGUAGACUUGAAUUUAGGACUACAAACUGUUGUAUCACGGCAUGAAGAAAGGGAAGUUACUCCUGUGCAAGAGACAAGUCAAUACCAACAAGAAUUCGAACGCUGUAAAACAGAAAUUGAAUGGCAGAAGCAAAAAAUUGAAGCAGAGAUUCAGAAUUAUGAAAAAGAAAUAUCUGUCCUAUGUAAGGAAUAUACAAGACUAAAACAACAAGGAGGGGGAGAAAAACCACGUGACUCUAACAGAAUCUGUUUAUUCUGUGUAGAUGAGGACAGAUCAGUUUUGUUUGAACCUUGUCGCCAUGUUUGUUGCUGUGCCAGCUGUGUGUCUAAUUUUAAAAACAAACCCUGUCCAGUCUGUCGAGUUCCAGUUCAGAGCUGGCAGGUCGUUUUCCUCAAUUAAAUAUAGAAAAGAAUAAACUUGUAACCGGCUUGUAAACAAUAAAUAAGAUCACUAUUAUGGAUAUACUACUAAUUUAGCUUAUAACUUUGUAAAAUUAUUCACUUUCCUGUUUUUACUUUACUAGGAUAUGUUAUCAUUUUAUGAAAAAAGAGUUUGUGUGUGCUAAAUUAAACUGAAAAGGAAUUAUGUCAUGUGGUGUCAAUGUUCAAUAUGACAUUUUAUUUAUACUGUGAUCCGGUUGUAAUUGAUGUGAAUAAGUAAUGCUUGUUUAAUG
Molecule: messenger RNA, 879 nt
Organism: Lottia gigantea (owl limpet)
Lineage: Eukaryota; Metazoa; Mollusca; Gastropoda; Lottiidae
Exons: 2
Coding region: 33-605 (190 amino acids)
Source: RefSeq, a predicted model, not a curated record